Molecule: messenger RNA, 618 nt
Organism: Panicum hallii
Lineage: Eukaryota; Viridiplantae; Streptophyta; Magnoliopsida; Poales; Poaceae
Exons: 4
Coding region: 16-375 (119 amino acids)
Source: RefSeq, a predicted model, not a curated record
CUUUUUAAUUGCUACAUGCAAUCCUGGAAGCUUACCCAGUUUGUUUCAUUUUGUUCUCACAAUGCUUUUCACUUGUUGAAUCAGGUGAUUCAUUGUACAGAGAUGAUGAUAAAGCAAACCUUGUGGGAUGCCAUGCACACUGAGCAGUCUAAUUUAGAAGCUGUGAAGAUUGCAGACUCACUGCCAAGGAUAUGCAUAUUUUCUGGUCUGACUGGUGAGGAGAUGAUGAUGUUCAUCAAUGCCUUCCCAGAAACUGGAUUGGAACCGGCUGCUUUUGCUGCACUUGUUCCUAACAGUUCAGAGAAGGUUCUCGGUGAGGUGAUUGAGGAAAUAAUGGGAGACCACGAGAUGCUGACAGGAAAGAACACUGAAUGAAGAGAAUCUAAAGUAGCAAAUGGGCAAAGCAGAAGGACAAGGCCUAUGAAGAACAUUCAACACUGGGAAAACCAUGAGACGAUCUCCUGAAUUCACCAAGUGUUAGACUGUUAGGAUUCUAGGAUUGUUAAUGCAGACCAGUAACUCUUUUUGGUACGCGUAGAACUACAGGUAACAAUGAUAUGAACCUGCUGCAUACUUUGUGACAACUUUGCAGUCUGAAUGUCUGAUACAUACAUCUAA